Mobula hypostoma (lesser devil ray) is the source of this 3251-nucleotide messenger RNA. RefSeq names its product chemokine XC receptor 1-like. The record is from RefSeq and is a predicted model, not a curated record. Lineage: Eukaryota; Metazoa; Chordata; Chondrichthyes; Myliobatiformes; Myliobatidae. Gene Ontology annotation, cellular component: external side of plasma membrane; membrane. The transcript is spliced from 3 exons. Gene Ontology annotation, biological process: G protein-coupled receptor signaling pathway; calcium-mediated signaling; positive regulation of cytosolic calcium ion concentration. The coding region runs from base 91 to 1227 and encodes 378 amino acids. Gene Ontology annotation, molecular function: C-C chemokine binding; C-C chemokine receptor activity.
AUGAAAAUGAAGAUUUAUAUGUAAAGGGAAGAGCUUGAGAAGGCAUGGUAAUCGACAAAUAGUUUAGAAGUUGCUUGAGAAGGCACUUGAAUGAAGAACUGCUUGGCAAAGUCUGAGAAUGGUCUCACAGUAUUGCGAUUGAAGAAACCAAAGAUGUCACUUACAGUACAUUACCUUGAUAAUUAUACCUAUGAUUAUUAUGAUGAUAAUUAUGAUUAUUCUCCCUUAUGUGAAAUUAAUGAAGCUAUCUAUUUUGGAGAAAUUUUUACACAAGUCUUGUACAGCCUUAUCUUUAUUUUCACCUUGAUUGGGAAUAUCUUAGUUUUGUGGAUCCUGAUAAGAUACGAGAAGACAAAAACUAUAACAGACAUCUUUAUUUUGAACCUGGUUGCCUCUGAUCUGAUUUUUGGCUGCUCACUUCCAUUCUGGACUGUGGAUCACACACAUGGAUGGAUCUUCGGCAAGGCCAUGUGCAAGAUAAUGAGUUCAAUUUUCUUCAUCAGCUACUACAGUGGGAUCCUACUGCUGACAUUGAUGACUAUAGACAGAUACCUUGUGGUUGUUUACCCUCUGUUUGCUGUAAGAAGCAGGCGGCUCUGCUACGGUGUGGUGGCCUGCUUGGUAGUUUGGUGCAUUAGCUUCUUAGCCACAAUCCCAGAAAUGAUCUUUUCUGAUGUCUUAGUUAAAUGGGAUGAAAGUUUAGCAUGUGAAAGUAUAUAUCCAAUGGAAAGUGAGCAAAUGUGGCAAGGGAUGCAAUGUUUUCAACAAAACCUUUUGUUCUUUUUGAUCCCCUUUGUUGUUAUUGUGUAUUGCUACUCCAGGAUUCUUAACACUGUUGUUAAAUGCAGAGCCCGCAAGAAAUUCAAAACAGUGAAGGUCAUCUUCUGCAUUGUGACAGUGUUUUUUGUUUGUUGGGCGCCAUACAAUGUGGUCAUCUUCUUGCUGUCUUUGUCUGAUCUCAAUAUCCUAACGGUUGUUUCGUGUGACGUCAGGAGCCAUCUGAUUUUUGCAUUUUACAUUUGUCGGGACAUCGCUUAUUUCCACUGCUGUCUAAAUCCUUUCUUUUAUGCUUUGGUGGGAACAAAGUUCAGGAAACAUUUAAAGAAAGUAAUAUACAUAUAUUUUCCUUUCCAGAAUUUCAAUAGGCAAUCCAAGCACAGUCUCAGAAGUCGUUAUUUGAGCAGUUCAUAUGAGCAUUCUAAUUCUUCUGGUUUUAACACUAUCUAAUUCCUAACUUGUUAAGAAGCCAGUGAAAGAUAGAAUUGGUUAUUUACAGAAUAUUUUAAAUGGUCAUUUACAGUGAAAUGAUCCAUUUACUACUUAUCAGUCUAACCACUUUUAUCUAAGCUUCCCAGUUAUAGUAAGAUAAUUUCUGAUGGAUGUAAUGACACAGAAUUAAUCUAACUAAUUAAAAGUAAGACAGAUUGAAUUCAGCCAUUCAUUCUGUGAGUUACAUUCACUCUGGCUAUAUAUAGGGUCAAAUCCAUUGCAUUUCAAGAAGCGUCCAUUCCUUUACAUUGUGAAAUAUAUUCACAGCAACUGCCAUGUAUAUAGGUUGAGUACAGAGCUUACUUGGAUGGGUCAGCCUUGCAACAGCAUAUUUCUUUCUGAGUAAAAUAGCCAAAAGUUCUAGUUUCACUCCAGACAUGAGCACACAAUCCAUGUUGAUUCUCUGUACAACACUCCAGGGUAGUGCGGUACAGAGUUGCCCUGCUCUAUCAGAGAUGUCAGUCUUUGCAAGAGAUGCCAGUCCAAGUCCACCUAUCAUCUCAGAUGGCCAAAGCAAGCAGCAGUCCAAUGCCUAUCUUUCAAACGUGAUUAAAGCUAAUUGCUUAUGCAUAUGCCUCAUUGCAGCUUGCCAGAACUUGCUAACGUAAUUUUACUGGCAUGCUGUACAACAACACAUAAAAGGGUGUGCAAAACCCUUGUUUCCUGAAGGGUGCAAUAUAAAUGCAUGUCUUAUAGAGUAUCAACAUUGUUGAAUCAGAGUCAGUCAGCAUGAAAAUGGGCCAUCUGGACCAGCAAGGCCACGCUGACUGGGGGACUCAUCUAUAUUCAUCCAAAUUUCCAGAAUUUGGCCAUUGCCUCUAUGCUGCAGCUAUUCAAGUGCUUGUCUAGAUCCUUCUUAAAUGCUGUUAGCAAUUCUGUUUCUCCCACUCUCUUUGAGUAAAAGUAUUCCCCUCAGAUCCCCUCUGAACCCCUUAUGCUUAAGCCUAAAUCUAUGUCCACUAGUUUUAUCUGUAUCUGAUAAGGGGAAUAUUUUUGUGCAGUUCCACCCUAUGGUUAGCCCCCUUCAGUUUAUAUACUGUAGCACUGUUUCCUCUAAGCUGCAUAGUAGCUGAAAUGCUCCCGUGUAUGUAAAUUUUGUUGCUGGGCAGCUGGAAUUUUCUUUUAUAUAAUGUUAAUAUAAUUUUGAAAUCUAUGUUAAUAUGAUUGUGAAAAACCCUGUAAUUAAUUAAUUAUGUAUUAAUCAAAGCAAUACAUACAUUUUCUAAAUUAUGUGUAUCACAACCUGUACUUUGAUACAAUUUAGAACUUCAACCUAUUUACAUUGUCAGUAUUUCAAGUUACAACACAGUUACAAAUUGUGCCAAUAAGCACAGAAUGGAAGUUAGUAGCCAGCCUGCUGAACACCGAUGCCAUCUCGUCAAAACAUUUUAUUUUUGCCACAGUGCCGGUCAGUUGGUUUGACUGCCUGACCUCAUUUACUUGUGUUGUGAGUUGUGAUUUGUGUUUCUUGAUGUGCAUAUUAGAAAUAAAAACAUAUAAAUUGCCAUGCAGUUUUCAGGCCUUGAAAGAAUUUUCUGCCCAGCGUAAAGGUAGUCUGCGCAGCUGUAAAAAAAAAUUAGAAGGAAAAUUGUACCCCUGUUAAUUCCCCCUUUUAACAUCCUCUGAUUCAGGGAAAACUGUCCUCGCCUCUCUUGUCUGUCUUUGUAACUGGAUCACUUCAUGUUGGCAAUGUCGCAGUAAAUCUCCUCUGUAACUCCAUCAAAAUCUUUCUAUAGUCUGUUGACCAGUACUACAUGAAGUCCUCCAGCUGAUGUCUGACCAAUAUCUUUUAAACUCAAUGAUUUCAGUGAAAGGAAUGAAAGAUAAGCAAGGAGAGAAAGAAAUAGACAGAACAGCCAGACUGAGAAGAAUAUAAAGAAUGUAGAGAAUCCAUUGCAAAGAGAGGGAAGAAAGAAGCAAUGAACAGAUUAAUGUUUUGAUACUAGUCUCUGCAGUAACAUUAAAAAAAAUCCAAAGAUAAA